UUACGUGGGAAGCUAUGUGGAAAUCUGAAAUAUUAUCUGUCACCUCAUUAUAGUACAGUGGUGCCAUCUGAUGAAAUAACAGUUAAUUACAGAUAUGGCCUUCCUUUGAUAACACUUCCUUUGCCAUCCAGAAAAGAGCGGUGUCAGUUUGUAGUCAAACCAAUGUUAUCAACAGUUGGUUCAUUCCUUCAAGACAUACAAAAUGAAGAUAAAGGUGUCAAAACUGCAGCCAUCUUCACAGCAGAUGGCAACAAGAUUCCAGCUUCAACACUGAUGGGAAUUUUGCUAAUGAAUGAUUUUAAACUUGUCAUCAAUAAAAUAACGUAUGAUGUGCAGUGUCCCAAGCAAGAAAAAUUGAGUAGUGAGCAUGCUACUGAGAUGGAAACCAUGAUGUCUUUGGUUUACAGACUGUUUACAGCCAUACAUUUUGACAAGUACCAGAAAAAGAAAGAGAACCAUUUACUGGAGAAAAUUGACCACCUGAAGAAACAGCUGCAGCCCCUCGAAAAGCUAAAAGCUGGAAUUGAAGGUCGCUCUGAAGCCAGAAUUAGCAGACUUCUAUGGACUGGAUUAGCGCUGCUGUCCAUUCAGGGUGGGGCACUGGCUUGGUUCACUUGGUGGGUGUACUCCUGGGACAUCAUGGAACCAGUUACAUACUUCAUCACAUUUGCAAAUUCCAUGGUCUUUUUUGCAUACUUUCUAGUCACUCGACAGGAUUAUACUUACUCAGCUGUUAGUGGUAGGCAAUUUCUUCACUUCUUCUAUAAGAAAUCAAAGCAGGAGCAUUUUGAUGUGGAACAAUACAACAAAUUAAAAGAUGACCUUGAGAAGGCUAAAGCAGCCUUGAAACAUUUGCGCCAUAGUCUCUAUUUUCGAUUGCCAGUGGAGGAAGAACUCAAUGAUAAGAAUUAACCAUACAUUUUUAAAUGUCAUUAAACUUUUCUAUUUUGUGUUGAUUUUGC
Orycteropus afer afer is the source of this 962-nucleotide messenger RNA. RefSeq names its product mitochondrial calcium uniporter dominant negative subunit beta (gene MCUB). Gene Ontology annotation, cellular component: uniplex complex; mitochondrial inner membrane. Gene Ontology annotation, biological process: mitochondrial calcium ion homeostasis; calcium import into the mitochondrion. Lineage: Eukaryota; Metazoa; Chordata; Mammalia; Tubulidentata; Orycteropodidae. Gene Ontology annotation, molecular function: calcium channel inhibitor activity. The record is from RefSeq and is a predicted model, not a curated record.